GAGAAGUCUACAGAAAGCGGUGAAGCCAUUUGUGAAGUUGGUCUUGUGUUAGAAAGACGCGUUUCUGUGCACCACUCUCUGCUGUGAGAUUUUACCAAGAGUUUCUUGCAUUUUUUUUCCCAAUAAAAUCCCGUAGAUUUUAUUUUACGGGAAGCACAAAUCUUGGUGAUUACUCUCGGUGAAAUUCGAUAAAUUUGCUAUUUUAGAGUUUAAAAGAGCCGAGACGCUUAAAUCUCACGGAUUUAAUAAUAUUUAGAAAAAAAAGGAUAUUUCGGUGGUGAUUUUGGAGAAUAUACAAAAAAAAUAGAGAAAGAAAUUUAGACUGUUUUUUUACCAAUUUUAUUCCUGGAUAAUUUUCUGGGUGCAUCAGUUGGAAAUUAUAUAUACUUUUUGAGUGUAUCGGCCAUAUUGGUACUUUGGAGAGUUUUUAGGGGCGAAUCUGUAGUUGUGUGCGCGCCCGAGGGAGAUAAAUUUUUCACUGUGUGAACUCGAAAAACGACGCCACCGGUUUUUAACCCAUCACUAAGAAGCGUCGUGCUGAAGAAAUAAGCUCAAGAGUGUUUGUUUUUUGUUUGGUUUUUUGAGAGAGAGAAGAGAGAAGUAAAAAAAAAAGAAAACAUAAACCCUAUUGUGCUAUUUUGCAAAAAUAUAUAAGUGGUAAUAGAAGGUGAAAAUAAAAAUGGCAACAGAAGUUGAUAAUAAGCAAAAUCCAGUGGUGGAGGAGACGGCGCCUGUGGAGAAAAAGGAGGAUACCCCAGCCACCGCGGCGGCUGGUGAGGAACAGAAAACAGGCGAGGGCGGUGGCCAGAACAAUGCCGACAAUCAUACGGAGGCGGCUGCUGCUAAGGCCGAACCACCGGUCAAGUACAGCGUCCACAAGACCAAUUUCGACAAGGAUGUGGUGUAUCUGUAUCAAUUCUCCAGGACACCAUUGCUGCCAUCAUUGUCCCCAUAUUGUCUCAAAGUUGAGACAUGGCUGCGUCUGGCUGGACUCAAAUAUGAGAAUGUGGAUCACAAGACAAAGUAUCGUUCCAAGAAGGGCCUCCUUCCGUUUAUUGAGCUAAACGGUGAAGAGAUCGCCGAUUCGGCUAUCAUCAUCAAGGAGUUGACACAGAAAUUCAAUCAGGACAUCGAUGCUGGUUUGACACAGGAGCAAAAGAAUAUUGCUCAUGCCACAGUCUCAAUGAUUGAGAAUCACCUGGUUUGGGUGCUGUUCUGGUGGCGGACCAAAUUCCCUGAAUCCGUACUCAAAGGCUACAAAGUGAAUCUUCAGCAUGCACUGGGGACACGUAUUCCCAAUGGCAUUCUCAACUUCUUCUUCAAGUUCUCCUAUGGACGCAAGGGUUCGAAGAAAGUCAAAGCCCAAGGAAUGGGUGUGCACAAGCCAGAGGAAAUUGAGGAGUUUGGCAAGCAUGACCUCAAAGUACUCUCCGAUAUGCUCGCGGAUAAACCCUUCUUCUUCGGAGACGAGCCAACAACUCUCGAUGUGGUUUCAUUUGCCGUCCUCUCGCAACUCCAUUUCAUCUCAAAAGAUGUUAAUUUGCCACUCCGGGACUUCAUGUCAGCCUCGUGCCCCAAUCUUGUGGGUCAUGUAUCCCGAAUGAAGGAGCGUUGCUUCCCCGACUGGGACGAAAUCUGCACCAAACUGGACUUGAAUGCACAUCUACCAAAACCAGAACCCGAGGCUAAGGAGGGCAAGGAAGGUGAAACGGAAAAGAAAACUGAACAGGAGAGUGCCGAAACCGAGAAGAUUGAGAAGGAAUUAGAAAAGGACAAAUCCGAUGAGAAGACGGAAAAGGUGGAGGAGAACAAAGAGAAGGAGGAGUCAAAGUAAAUGCGAUGAUGUCAUGAAGAAACGCACAAACAUGGUUUUUCUUAUUAACAUUUUUAAUUAUUACUGUAGAUGAUGAAGGGAGGACAGUAAAGAUGAAGAAUUAGAUGAUUGAAUUAGGCAAAUGCUUAAAGAUAAAUGAAAGGAUGUGGUAUGAGGAUGAGAAAUCCACAUAUAGAAAUGAUUCCAAAACUCUGAAAAAAUAUUUUUUUCUUUUUCAUAAAGAAAAAAAAUAAGGAAGUAUAGAUGAGAAGGAUAUUCAAAGUAAAAAGGAAGAAGAAAAAACAAAAUGGCAAUUUAAAUAUGAGCGAAAUAAAAUAGAAAAUAGAGCAUUAGGAACAAAAUAUUCUCAUGACAACACAUUUUUUUUCUGUGGAAUUAUAUAGAAAUUAUUUUAUAUAUAUUUUUUAUUAUAUAUUAUUUUGUAUAGAAAAUAACACGAGAUAUUUUUUUCAUAUAAGAAAAAGAAAACCUUUCUUUUUUAUAUUUUGCAAUGAAGACGAUGAGAAGAAUCCAUUAAUUUUAAGUCCAAAUAAUACUUGCUAUAAAAACUGUAUUCAUAACCAUAAUGCUAUAAAUUCUUUUGUUUUAAGAAAAGCUGUCAUUUUUGUGCUUUUUUUCGUUUGUUUUAUAACUUCAUGAGAAAUGAAUUUUUUUUGUAACGUGUUUUUUGUCAAUCAUUUUUUUUAGUUAAGAGAAAAUGUAUAGAAAAAUAUUUCCCAUAAAUUUUUGACAUUAUUCUCUUCUUUUUGUCUUUAAUUUUUUUGUGUAAUAGAAAAUAAAAAUUAAUGAGAUUUUUUUUUUGUAACGACGAACAAAUUAAUAAAGACUUGAUUUUCCAAGAUUUUAUUUUCUUUUUAUUUUUUUCUUUCUUUCAAAAAGUCGUUUUUUUGUUCUUCUCACAGCGUAUAAGAUCAAAUGAAAUCAAGUCUCUUGCGUCUUUUUGGAUGAUCUAUAGAAAAAGAAAUCACUGCCAAAUGAUUUUUUGAUGAAUUUUUUAUUUUGUUUUUUAAACAAGUAAAUUUUUACAACCAAAAAAAAACAAUCAUACACUGAGAAUUAUUGAGAAAGGGAAGCUCAAAUUUUUUAGAGAAUCACCAAGAAUUUGGAAGAUAUUCAGGCGAGUUUUCUUUUUCUUUUCCGAGGAGGAAAGUGCGAAAAAAAUCAAACGUCCCACUUGAAGGCAUGUGAGAUGAGAGAUAAAGAAAAUUAUAGCACUUCGCAUUGAGUUUUUUCGUGAAAAAUCGCCCUCUCUCGCUCACUCUCAUGCAAACAUGCAUUUGAGGGAGCGAGAUGAGAAACUACCUCCAUAAAUGUUACGUAAAUGUUGCCAUAAUUAUGGAGAUAUUGGCAUCCUUCUCAUCACCAUUGAGAACAGCUGGGACAAAGUAUGAAUUCUUAAGCACUGUUCACAUGUAAAUAGAUAUUUAAUGCUAUAAAAUAUUAUGGUUACUCCACGCUCUCUGAUUGGCUAAAACUUCGAAAGCUUUGAGAACUUCCAAGCAGCAGUCAAGAAGGGAACACAUUGGACCUAUAAUAUUUAAUGCUAUAAAAUAUUAUGGCUACUCCACGCACUCUCAUUGGCUAAAACUUCGAAAGGUUUGAGAGCUUACAAUAUGCCGCCAAGACGGGAACACGAUGGAUCUAUAAUAUUUGAUGCUAUAAAAUAUUAUGGUUACUCCAAGCUUUCUGAUUGACUAAAGCUUCAAAAGCUUAGAGUGCUUUCAAGCUGCAGCCAAGAAGGGAACACGAUGAACCUAUAAUAUUUAAUGCUAUAAAAUAUUAUGGUUAUUCUACGCUCUCUGAUUGGCUAAAACUUCGAAAGCUUUGAGAGCUUCCAAGCUGCAGCCAAGAAGGGAACACGAUGGACCUAUAAUAUUUAAUGCUAUAAGAUAUUAUGGUUACUCAAAGCUCUCUGAUUGGCUAAAACUUCGAAAGCUUAGAGUGCUUUCAAGUCACAGUCAAGAAGGGAACACAAUUGACCUAUAAUAUUUAUUGCUUAUAAAAAGCGACAAAACUAUAUUUUAUAGCACAAAAUAUUUAAUUGCACGUGUGCAAUGCUUACAUGAAAAAACUCAGUUCGAAACCUAAAAGCAAGAAAAAAAGGAAUAUUGGAAUUAGACAUAACACGUAGAUCAAGUGAAUAAAACCAACUCCGUUUUUAUAGGAAGAGGCAAAUGAAGUAUUGAAGGAGAAAAUCAAAAAAAAAAAAAAUGCGUAAAAAAUAGAAUAUUAAAAAUACUCUCAAGAUAAAAAAAAAUUGAAAAAAAUAUUGCUAUAGACUCGUUUUUUCUAAUGGAAAAAUAUAUAAACUAAACUAUAAAUAGGAAAUGAAAUACAAUGAUGACAUUUUAGACGCUAAUGACAAGUAAAAAAAUUGGUAAUUUUGUGAAUUUGUUUUUUGAAAACAAAUUCCACGUCGCCAUAAUUUUGAGGGGAAUUUUUUUCUGUCAUCGCAAAAGAGGAUUAAAAAGGAAUAUAGAAAAAAAACUAGUAAAAAGUACUGCAAAGAAAAACGCGAGGAAGAAAAAUCCAAAAAAAAAAUGCAAAAGGAUAAAACGAAAUGUUGGAAAUUUGUUUAAAAAAAAAUUGAUAAAAUGUGUAUUUUUAAAAUAUAUUAUAUUGAAACUUGUUUAAAAAAAAAGAGGAUAAAAUUUACUAUAUAAGGUAUUGAGGACAAAAAAAAAUUUGUGAAAUUGUUUAUUUAAAUGAAUAGGGAUGUGAACUUUGCAUUAUUUUUGCUCAAAAUUUUUGCUAUAAAAAAACAUAUUUAAUGUCAAACCUUUUGCCCCUCCCCCAAUUGAGAAAAAAAUCAACAAAUUCCCCUUUUUUCUAAAUGUGUUUUUGCGACUAAGAAUUUUUGUGGAAUGAUAGUGGAAAAAUGCCAAAAAAAAUGAGAAAUUAUCGUGAAAAACUAUUGAGCAAAAAUAAUCAACAAUUUGCAGUACUGGACAAAAGGUGAAACUUGCUAUAAAAUAAAAAGAAAAGCUCCAUGGCACGAAAAGCUGAGAAGGUAAAAUAAAACUAAAAAUUGAGAUAUUAAAUGAAGAAUUAGUAGAUAAAUUUUUUGGAACUAUAUAUACAUAUUAAUAAAAAAAAGUAAAAUAAAAUUGAUAGACACGUAAAAGUUUAAUCCAUUUUAAAUGUUUCAUACACUUAUACAAUUAUAUGAGAGUAAAGGAAGAAAAAAGAGGAAGAUAUUAUAGAGGGAGAUUGAUAUCAUAGAAAAAUAUUCAUUUCAUUGCAAUUGAUAGGAGAUUAAUGAAGAAAACCAGCGAAAAUUUUUACUUUAUCACUUCAUUUUAGUGAACUCUCUUUUUUCGCAUGAAAAAAAAAAUAACCCAAGAUCCGAAGGGAGGUGAAGAAGAAAAAAAACACACAAAAAAUUAUAGAUUAAGUGUGAGCUUGAAUAUGAUAAUUAUUAAUUAAACCAGAAAAAUAUAAAUGUAACCUGUAUUACAUGGAAUAUUGUCAAUAAAAGAAAAUUUCUUGAAAA
This is a messenger RNA of Phlebotomus papatasi, 5327 nucleotides long. It is a transcript of the gene fax, whose product is annotated as failed axon connections. The transcript is spliced from 6 exons. The coding region runs from base 680 to 1834 and encodes 384 amino acids. Gene Ontology annotation, cellular component: cytoplasm. Lineage: Eukaryota; Metazoa; Arthropoda; Insecta; Diptera; Psychodidae. The record is from RefSeq and is a predicted model, not a curated record.